Messenger RNA from Canariomyces notabilis, 3763 nucleotides. RefSeq lists its product as uncharacterized. Gene Ontology annotation, biological process: exocytosis; Golgi to plasma membrane transport. The transcript is spliced from 2 exons. Gene Ontology annotation, cellular component: exocyst. Lineage: Eukaryota; Fungi; Ascomycota; Sordariomycetes; Sordariales; Chaetomiaceae. The coding region runs from base 204 to 3506 and encodes 1100 amino acids. The record is from RefSeq and is a predicted model, not a curated record.
CCUUGACAACCUUACAACCGAGAGGACGCAACCGACCUGCGAUUCUGACUUUGAGCGCCUGGACAUUCUCGUUUCAAUUGAUAUCAAGCCAAUAUAUACAGCGCCAUCUAUCACGGACCUAUUCCACACACAUAGCCAUACCAAGCCGAGACCGAGAAUGAAGAGCAAUUCGAUCCGAUAGCGUCCGGCGCACCGAAACAACCAUGUCCAACAGAUACGGCCAGUCGUACCGCAACGGCAGCUACGAUGGCCUCGGCCGCCAGGAUGACGAGUACGAUCCGUACGGAGAGGGGUAUGGCAGUGAUCGCAAUGUUGCGCCGUCGCGGCAGGCGAACCCGCGGCCGCCCCCCAGCGCUCGUAAUGGUCCCCCGCCACGGUCUGCCCAGCGCGAGCGGGUCCAAGAGACCAACGCUGAGCGAGAGAUGGGCAAGGUGCUCGAGCUGAUCAAGCAGGAGUGGCCCGCCAUGUGCGAGAAUGACUGCAUUCCCGUUCAACUGGCCCUGCAGCUGCUCGACACCAGCUCUGUCGGCCGCGCCCACGAGUACCGCAACUUCCAGCGCACCCACCAGUACCUGCAGAACUCGCUCAAGAAGAUCGUCCACGAGUAUCAUCAGGGCUUCAACAGCUCCAUCGGCACAUUCCACAAGAUCCAAGGGAGCAUACAAACGUCGCAGAAGAAGGUGCGCGCUCUCAAGGAGUCUCUAGCAGCAUCCAAGGCAGCGCUCUGCACCACGGACCCGGAGCUGAAGAAGCUACAUGCGACAUCACGUAUGUACGAUGGAGUGCUGCAGACGCUCAACGAGCUGGACGAACUGCGCACCGUGCCCGACCAGCUCGAGGCCAGGAUAUCUGAAAAACGGUUCCUUACCGCCGUGGAGGUCCUUCAGAACGCACUGCGGAAGCUCACAAAGCCCGAACUGGAUGGAAUCGGUGCGCUGAGCGAUCUGCGCGCCUACCUGGCGAAUCAAGAGACGGCGCUCUUGGACAUUUUGGUCGAGGAGUUACACGAGCACCUCUACCUCAAGUCGCCCUACUGCCAGGAGCGGUGGCAGAAUCUGGCUAAAAGCCAAGGCGCCCUUAACGAGGCGCUCAAGGACUCGCCCGCGGUUGCCCCUUUCCACGCCAUCCUGGACACCAUCGACUGGGAUCGGUCCGUGGCAGAAGAUCCGCACAAGAAUCCCGAGGCCGACACAUUCUAUUACAUAACACUGUUGGUCGAGUCACUAAACAGACUGGGCAGGCUGGAAACUGCAGUCGACACGCUGAAGCAGAGACUCCCUGUUGAGCUUUUCGCGGUGGUGAACGAGACUAUCAACGACAUUGACCAGAAGCAUCCUAGUUCGUUGAGGGGCGGCUCGCAUGGCUCUCACGGGCUCCACAUAUACGGCCAGCGGGAGACCCGAAUGAGGGCGGAUGUAAUCUACGAUCUUUUGUGGACUCUCUAUGGCAAGUUUGAAGCGAUAGCCGAGGGCCACCGGGUAUUCCACGAGUCGAUCAAGUCUUUGAUCCGUCGCGAGGGAGCUGGCAACAACAUUGCAUUGUUAGGCGGUUUCAAAGAGCUCUGGAAUCUGUACCAGAAUGAGAUCCGCUCCCUGUUGCACAACUACGUCACAACCGAUGCCGAUGUCUACCAGUUCCGCUCCUCCCCUAGGCCGGGCGCUGGCCUGAACGGAAAGGCUGACGCAUCGCGGGAGCAUCUCUUCAAGUUUUCAGAGGCUGAUGCCAAGUCGGCAGAGAUGACAACCGAGUACGAGGCCUUGGAUACCAUCAUUCAAUCUGCCGUGCCCGGCUUGACCUCCAACUUGCGGAAGGGGUUAGAUGGCAAAAAAGCGGCUCUAAUCGUGCCACGCUCCGAUCUGGCAACCAGCAGGAAGAGCACCGGCUACGGUACCAACCAACAAGGCAGCGGGACGUACAAAUCCCUCGUCGAGCCCAGUGUGUUCAAUAUGAGCCUGCUCUUACCACCGACGCUUGUCUUCCUCCAGCGGCUGAAGAAUAUUGUCCCGCCCGGGUCCGACCUGGCCACGAGCACUUUGACCACGUUCCUCGACAACUUCCUCGUCAAUGUGUUCCAACCACAACUAGAUGAGACGCUUGGAAAGCUCAGUGACACCGUCUUUGGCGAAGCGGAUGCCUUUUUCCAGGACCCGGAUUGGACCGACGUUGCCAAGCGGCCCAUCUUCAAGGGAGCAACUGCCUUCUUCACAAUUGUAACUGCAUUCUGCAGAAUGCUGGGGACAAUCCCCCACGACCAGGCGCUUAGCUCGCUCAUCAUCACUCAAAUGCUUAGGUACUACGACAGGUGCUUCAACUGGUACAAGGCUCUCGUGACCAAGACGCAGGAAGAGGCAUCGACUGCUCAGGAAUUGCGGGCGUCUGCCGUCAUGGCCCUCGAACCCAGCGAGAUCCACGAGACGAUGCAGAAGCUGUGGCAAGCCGAGACGGCAGACCGUGAGCUUCUGGAAAAGGAAGCGAGUUUGCUCAUUGCUCGGACCAAGGAGAAGAAGCUCGAACCCAGCGACAUCAUCCAGGACCGCGACACUAUUUCGUCACUCUGCCUGCUGUACACCAGCAUGAAGUGGUUGUCGGUCAAGAUCCUCAGCCUCCGGCAUAUCACGCAGAACGAGACGGACUCGUCCAGGUCCAGCCUACCGAAACCGGAAAGGAAGCGUUGGACGCUGCUCAACGACCCCAACAAGGCCACGGCAGAGGAGGGGCCCGUCUACCUGCCUAUGACGCAGGAGACAGUCCAAUCCUUCGACAGCAUCCUGACCUCAUACUCGGAGCUGGCCUCGGUAGCCCUCCGCACACUGCACAUGGAGAUCCGCUGCCGGAUCGCGCAGUCGCUACACACGGCGCUCUCCCCCGCCGCCACUGCACCCUACCUACUCGAGCAGGACGUGGCCGAGCCAGACCCGGAGGUCCUCUCGCUCAACGCGGAGCUGGUGGCGUUUGACGAGACGGCGUCACGCUUCCUGCGGGAGCGGGAGGCGAGCUUUGUACGGACGGGCCUCGCGCUGCUCGUCAACGCCUUCCUCAUCGCCAACGCGCCCAUGGUGGCGCCCAUGAACGCGAAAGGUUGCGGCCGCAUGCAGCUCAACAUCUUGGUGCUCCAGCAGAACCUGAAGAAUAUCGAGGCCGCGGGCGUCGAUCUGGGACGGGCCGCUAGGUACUUUGAGCUCUUUGAUCUCGGCCCGGACGAGAUUGUUAAGAAGGCCAAGGAGGAUAGCCUUGCGGCCAGGACGCCGCAAGCUGAGGGGGAGUCGGGGACGGAGGAGGUUGGGAAUGGGGAUGGGAAUGGGAAUGGCGCGGACAAAGGCCAGAGUAAGAGUGGCAGUGGCAGUGGCAGUGGGGAUGUGCGAUUUACGUACGACGAACUCAAGGCGUUGCUGGAGUUGUGCUAUAGCGAGCAGCUGGCAGAUCCGGAAAGGGGCGUGGCUGCUGCUGCCAAGAGGCAGAUGGCUGACAAGUUGCUUGCGCUGAGCGAGUACAUGUGGCAGAGUUGAGGCAGUCAGUCUCGGUGGUGAUGAUGGGUUUGCCCGGGUUUGGUUGCGCUGGAAAGCAGGUUCUGGAGUUUUAGGGGUAGCGUUGACCAUUGAUUGGGGGUGUGGAACGGCAUCUGGAAUUGAGGCUUCUUUAUGCCAGCUUGCUCCCCCUUGGUUUCUUUGCGUGGCAAGUGCGUAGGGCGAUUAAUUGUCCAGCAUCGAUCAGAUGAUUUAAGCACAGCAGCAUCAACCUUCAGAUCUAGACAUGCUCAUGCCAC